CAGAGGAAGUUACGGCAAAAUGCAGCGUCUGCGUACGACUUUCACGCGCUCGCGCACCCCCACCGGCGCCGAGAUGAAGACCCAAAACAGUCUCGAGGUGCCGAAACAGGUGCGUUCCGCUUCGUUUGAUGAAAUGCAAUUAGAGGCGCAACGUGUCUCGUCUCACCUGCUCAAGCAGCAGUCCUCGUCAUCGACGGAAGAACGUUCGCUGGACACGGGUCUGCUGCAGGUGCCGCAAGCCACGCACACGCAACGCUCACAUUCCUUCGACUCGGCGGCGGCUUCUGCGGGCAGCGAUGACUCGGGCACAUUCUUGGAAGUGCCACGUCGUAACAAGGCGCGUCGGAGUUCGUCUACGAAAACGCCACCACCGUGCGUGCACUGUAUGUACUUGGAGGAGUAUUUGAAGCAGCAGAAGUCAGAACAGACAUUACAUUACAUGGCAGGUGAUCGGCGUGAAUCGAUAUCACUGUCAUACGGUUACAGCAGUUCUGACGACGAUACAGACAUCGAUGGUGUGAGUGUGACGGCGGACGAUGAGGUGGUGGAGGAGGACGAUGAGGAGGACGCCGCCACUGGCGAUGGCACCGAAACUGGUGGCGGUUCAUAUGAAUACGAUGAUGCGGCACUGGAGAUGGACAUCAGAUUGGGUGGUUUGAGCACGGGCAGCAGCAUUGAGGAGUCACGUGCACGUCUGCCACGUCAAAUGCGUCGGCAUACCAUUGGCAGCUCAGUGACCACAUCGGAAGAUGAAGGACUAGAAGAAUCCGAACAUGAUUCGCCGCACUUUGGUAAUACGUUGCUGCCACCUUUGCCGACGACACCUUGCGGCAUCACAUUUACACUUUCGCCCACAAACGGCGACUGCCCGCCCUUUCCGUAUGCUUUCCCCAUCGAUCCCGGCUCGCCACCACCUUCACCAUCCAUUUCGCUGUCCGUAUGCGACAGUCCGAUGAUGGAAUUGCCACCACCUCCGCCCAUCUCACCACUUGAACUAUUGCCUCAUUCACCCAUCUUUGAUUUGCCAUUGCCGCCACCACCCGGUUUUAGCAGCCGAUUGAGCGCAGCGGAUGCAGAUGAUGCUGCAGCAGUGCCACCCUCACCGACCGCCAUGCGUCCACGUCGUCGCUCCAUCUCACGACAAGAAGCGAUUUUCGUUGAGCCAACAGGCAAUUCGCUGGAGAAUGUAUCGCAGGGCGAGGAUGUCAAGUCGUCCGUGGAGGCGGUGGAUUCGGUGGAUGAGGCGUCCACAGUGGCUACUUGUGGCUCGCCGACAGCAGCUAAACAUGCGCUGGUUGUACGUGAUAUUUAUCUAACUGUACCUGAUUUGAAGCGCGACCGUGCCGCCUCGGUGGACUCGUGCUUUUCGAAAAUGUCAUCGGCGGGCAAAACAGAGGAGCUGCAGCCCAGCGAGGAUGGCUGUUUUCUCACCGUGCCGAAUAUAAAUGCGACCCGUUCGCGAUCUGUGGACAUUGUGCUGCCGACCGACGAGCAGGCACGCUACAAGGCUCUCGCCAUGACGGGCGCUUGUCGAGACGGACGUUCUGCGUCCGCGAGUAAUGCCCGACGGCCGAUUCGGAUUGUGCCCGACUGGACCGAGAACGCGGUGCAGGGAGAACACUUCUGGAAGCCCACGUCGGCGUCCGGCGACCUUUGCUGCUUGAACGAGGAGUGCAUUAAAAGUGGUCAACGCAUGAAGUGCUCGGCUUGCCAAUUAAUUGCGCAUCAAAAUUGCAUUCCAAUCGUCAAUGAAAAGACUCAAUUAGCGUGUAAGCCAACAUUUCGGGACGUGGGCGUAAGACAAUACCGGGAGCAGUCCACGACGCACCAUCACUGGGUGCAUCGCAAAAUGGAGAAGGGCAAGUGCAAGCAGUGCGGCAAGGCUGUCCAGGGUAAACUGUUUGGUUCCAAGGAGAUAGUGGCACUGUCCUGCGCCUGGUGUCACGAAGUCUACCACAACAAGGAGUCCUGCUUUAAUCAAGCCAAAAUCGGCGAAGAGUGCACUUUGGGCAAUUACGCGCCAAUUAUCGUGCCACCGUCUUGGAUCGUCAAGUUGCCCACUAAAGGUAAUUUUAAAUCCUCCAUACGAGUGAACAACAAGACCAAUGUGACCAUAACCAGCAGUAAGAAGAAGGGUGCGAGUAAACGGCAAAAGCAAAAGGAAGAGAAGAAAGAGCCGCGCGCUUUCAUCGUGAAGCCGAUACCAUCGCCCGACGUAAUACCCGUGAUUGUGUUCAUCAAUCCCAAGUCGGGCGGCAAUCAAGGUGUCAAGCUGUUGGGUAAAUUCCAACAUCUGCUGAACCCUCGACAAGUUUUCGACUUAACACAAGGUGGUCCAAAGAUGGGUUUGGAGCUAUUUCGGAAAGCGCCUAACUUGCGCGUCUUAGCGUGUGGCGGUGACGGAACCGUAGGUUGGGUACUCUCUGUGCUGGACAUGUUGAACCCACCCAUAACGCCGGCGCCAGCUGUUGGUGUGCUGCCCUUAGGUACUGGCAAUGAUCUCGCUCGCGCUCUCGGUUGGGGUGGUGGCUACACCGAUGAGCCGGUCAGUAAGAUAUUGCGAGAAAUCGGCAUGUCCCAGUGUGUGCUGAUGGAUCGCUGGCGUCUGAAUGUCACGCCCAACCGUGAGGUGGAAGACGACAAUGUAAGCCGCAGCAAGGACAAUGUUCCGUUAAAUGUGAUCAAUAACUAUUACUCCUUCGGUGUCGAUGCGCACAUCGCACUCGAAUUCCACGAGGCGCGCGAAGCGCAUCCAGAGCGCUUCAACUCGCGUCUGCGCAACAAGAUGUACUACGGUCAAAUGGGCGGCAAAGAUCUGAUCUUGCGACAGUAUCGGAAUCUCUCGCAGUGGGUGACGCUCGAGUGCGACGGCCAGGAUUUCACGGGUAAACUGCGCGACGCCGGCUGUCAUGCAGUGCUCUUUCUAAACAUUGGCAGCUAUGGCGGCGGCACCCAUCCCUGGAACGAUUCGUUCGGCCAAUCCAAGCCAGCCAUCGAUGACGGCAUGUUAGAGGUGGUCGGCCUGACCACUUACCAGCUGCCCAUGCUGCAGGCCGGCUUGCACGGCACCUGCAUAUGCCAGUGUCGGUCGGCGCGCAUCGUCACCAAGAAGACAAUCCCGAUGCAGGUGGACGGCGAGGCGUGCCGCGUGAAGCCAUCAAUUAUCGAAAUGAGUUUGCUGAACAAAGCGGUUAUGCUGGCCAAACGCAAACACGGACGCGGCGAUGUACAAGUGAACCCAUUGGAGAAACUACAUUUAACGAUUUUGCGCAUCACGAUGCAACAAUACGAGCAAUAUCACUACGACAAGGACAUGUUGCGCAAAUUGGCCAAUAAAUUGGGCAAAAUGGAGAUCGAGUCGCAGUGCGAUUUGGAGCAGGUGCGCAACAUGCUCAACGCCAAAUUCGAGGAAUCGAUCACAUACCCGAAGGUAUCGCAAGAUUGGUGCUUCAUCGAUUCCUGCACCGCGGAGCACUACUUCCGCAUCGAUCGCGCCCAAGAGCAUCUGCACUACAUUUGUGAUAUCGCCAUCGACGAGCUGUACAUUCUGGACCACGAAGCCGCCACGAUGCCGCAAACGCCUGACCAGGAGCGCUCCUUCUCUGCCUACUCACAGCGGAUUGGCGCACAAAACGAGCGCCGCAAUAUGGAUCAGCAAGGCCGCUCCGGCAGCACCGACGAUGAUUUGCAAAUCGGAAAACCCAUCAAAGUUAUGAAAUGGAAGAGCAAUAAAGAUCGCUUAUUCAGUUUCAACGAAGACGUCUUCGGUUACGGAUUCAGCUCUAUACUGGAACAAACUUCCGAUGCCGUACUACUAGCGGCGCACCAAGGCGACCUGAAUAUGUUACGUGCACUACAUGAACAAGGAUACUCACUACAAUCAGUAAACAAGAACGGACAGACAGCACUGCAUUUCGCCUGCAAAUACAAUCACAAGGACAUCGUCAGAUACAUAAUAUCGUGUGCCUCGCGACGUCUGAUCAACUUGGCAGACAAAGAUAGGGGACAAACAGCACUACACAUUGCUGCCGAGCACAAUCGGCGCGACAUUUGUGUAAUGCUCGUGGCUGCCGGCGCCAAUCUACAAGCUCGCGACCUAUGCGGCAAUACACCGAUGAUGGUGGCCUUCAACAAGAACUCUACGGAGAUUGCAACAUAUUUGGAAAGUAAGACGCUUUGUGCUGCCAUACACACAACAACAGUUUUGCCAAAAAAGCGCAAUAAAACACAACAACAAAAACCGUAAUGUGCAGCUAAGCAAUAGAUGAACGCGCUAGACAGCCGAACACAUACACACACACACACACUUAGAAAUAGUAAACUUCCCCAAACGCUUAGCCACGCUUUAAACGCGGGCAAUGGCAGUAGUUUGCAAUCAAAAAAAUCAAAAUCAAAACAAAAACAUUGCAGUGAUUGAAUUUAUAAUAGGCUUAGAAUUAUCAAAUACAUAUGUACAUAUAUUUUUGUAAGUUGGUUUGUGUGAAUCCUGUUAUCGUAAGAGUUUUAAGUUGCAUAUAAUUUCCAGUUUGUUUCCGUGCUUUAUUUCAUUUAGCUUUAAAUAAGACAAACCUGUAUUUCUCAUUGUUUUAUAAGCGCUUGGAUUCAUCAAUUUGUGUUUGAAAUAUUUAUGUAAUACCUUCUUUGCGAAGUGUCGGCAGUAAUCAUUAUCAAAACUAUAUAUAAUUUUAGCUACUCACACUUUUCUAAUUAAAUUAAAUAUUUCUUUUUUGUCCCGAAAACGCCAACAAUUACUAAUGAUGCACAUAAAUUUUGAAAUAAAUUAAACGAAAACGAAAAUGAAAAUGAAAAUGCAAACAUCAAAUGUGACACCCAAACAUUCCAUUUACGUAAAUUAAGGUCAAGAGCGUUUUCUCGGAAUGCAGAGACAGUCGCGAAAUUAAAGCGGCGCCUGAAUGUAUGCACCAAUAAAAAUUAAGUGAAAACCCGAGAAAUUUACUAAGCUAAAAUUAACAUUAAGUAUUUAACAAUAUCUUUACGUUUAACAAAUAAGUAUUAGAAAAAAUGCAAAAGCCCACUUGAACGGGACAAUUUAUGCUUAAAAACUUGUAGUAAAACACAUUUAUAUUACGAUAAUACAUUUUAAUUAUUUAUUAGAUAGAUUUAUGCAUUCUUAACGAGUUUCUCGCGUAUUUACAAAGAAUUCACCUAAUAAUUAAUGUGACUCAAUUAAUUUCAAAUAAGUUUUGCAUAAUUAACACCUGUGUCGUCUACCGACAAAGCCUCACACACAUAAAUCACAACAAGCACUUGAAUCCUGUUUGAAUUGUAGCAAUGCAAAGCAAUGCAAUAAUCACACCCACUGUAAAUUAUGUGUUUCGAACUAGCAACAACCUAAGACAUAAAGCAAAUUGCAAGCAAGUAGAAAAUUUGAAUAAAAACUGCAAAAAUUUGAAAUUGUAAAUGAUCAACCGCAAACAGGUUGUCCGUAAAACACACGUUUGAGUUAGUUGCAAGCUUCUUGUAGCAACAAAAACAUUAAAAAAACAACGCGAAUAGAGCGAAGAAGAAAUCAAAUUGUGAUAUGAGAAUUAUUAUGAAUAUUCUGCGAAAGUAAAAAAAAAAAAUGGGUAUAAAACUGAAAUGACCUAGUUUUAGAGUCAUUUAUUUUGACGACAAUGGAAACAUAAUUACAUAAAACAAGCAUAAUCUAAUAUAUUAACUUAUAGAGCUCAUAUUAAUUCUAGAAGAAAAUCGAAUACAAUUGUAGUUAAUUUAAGAGAAAAUUAAGACGUCAACAAUUAAAUUAUAAACUGUAGCUUUAAACACUCAAACACACACUCAAAUUGAUAUUCUAAUGUAAAUAUUCAUGUAAAUAAGUAAUACUCAACGAACUGUAAGACAAAAUGCUGUAAGAACACACUUUCGUUUCGAAUUUAAAUUGCUUUUAUGAACAUGAAUUUAAAAUAAAUACAAACAAAAUACA
Bactrocera tryoni is the source of this 5944-nucleotide messenger RNA. It is a transcript of the gene rdgA, whose product is annotated as eye-specific diacylglycerol kinase. Lineage: Eukaryota; Metazoa; Arthropoda; Insecta; Diptera; Tephritidae. Gene Ontology annotation, biological process: lipid phosphorylation; intracellular signal transduction; diacylglycerol metabolic process. Gene Ontology annotation, molecular function: protein binding; ATP-dependent diacylglycerol kinase activity. The transcript is spliced from 16 exons. The record is from RefSeq and is a predicted model, not a curated record. The coding region runs from base 20 to 4246 and encodes 1408 amino acids.